Boleophthalmus pectinirostris (great blue-spotted mudskipper) is the source of this 2371-nucleotide messenger RNA. Its product is annotated as dual specificity mitogen-activated protein kinase kinase 6-like. Gene Ontology annotation, molecular function: ATP binding; MAP kinase kinase activity. The record is from RefSeq and is a predicted model, not a curated record. Gene Ontology annotation, biological process: MAPK cascade; protein phosphorylation. Lineage: Eukaryota; Metazoa; Chordata; Actinopteri; Gobiiformes; Gobiidae. The coding region runs from base 218 to 1336 and encodes 372 amino acids. The transcript has 12 exons.
CCCGAACUCCAGCUCCCGUGGUGCACCGCGCGGAGCCGGAAGUCCCCGCUCAGACUCUGAUCCGAGUCUAGUCCAGGCUCCGGUCCAGACUCUGGUCCGGACUCUGCAGACCCGGGGCCGUGCGGGGGCUCGUGCACGCUCCCGCUCCUCGUGCACGGACGCACGCGCACCGCGGAACCUCGUCACGCGCGUCCAUUCUGCAGAAGGCGCGUGCACGAUGCAGGGCGCGAGCGGCGGACGAGGCGGGCCUGCGCCCCGAGCAGGUAAGAAGAAGCCCCUGAAGCCUCAUCUGAAGAUCCACAGAGAAGUGUUUGAGCAGAACCCUGCGGCGCCCAGUCCUCCCAGAGACCUGGACUCCAAAACCUGUGUGACGGUCGGAGAAAAGAACCUGGAGGUGCAGGCGGACGACCUGGUGCAGCUGUCGGAGCUCGGCCGAGGAGCGUACGGCGUCGUCUACAAGAUGAGACACGUCCCCAGUGACAUCAUCAUGGCCGUCAAGUUGAUCAGAGCCACGGUGAACUCUCAGGAGCAGAAGAGGCUCCUGAUGGACCUGGACAUCAACAUGAGGACGGUGGACUGUCCCUACACCGUCACCUUCUACGGGGCGCUCUUCAGAGACGGCGACGUGUGGAUCUGCAUGGAGCUGAUGGACACGUCUCUGGAUAAGUUCUACAAAGAGGUGAAGGCCAAAGGGCAGAAGAUCCCUGAGGAGGUCCUGGGGAAGAUGGCCGUGUCUAUCGUCAAAGCUCUGGAGCAUCUGCACAGCCAUCUGCAGGUCAUACACAGAGAUGUGAAGCCGUCUAACGUGCUGAUCAACAGUGAAGGGCAGGUGAAGAUGUGUGACUUCGGGAUCAGCGGGUACCUCGUCGACUCUGUGGCCAAGACGCUGGACGCCGGCUGCAAACCUUAUAUGGCCCCCGAGAGGAUCAACCCCGAGACCAACCAGAAGGGCUACAACGUCAAGUCUGACAUCUGGAGUCUGGGCAUCACUCUGGUGGAGCUGUCGGUCUUGGACUUCCCGUACGGUUCUUGGGGGACUCCGUUUCAGCAGCUGAAGCAGGUGGUGGAGGAUCCGUCCCCACAACUCCCCGACACGUUCAGCCCCCCCUUCAGAGACUUCACCGCACAAUGUUUGAGGAAAGUUUCGUCCGAGCGUCCGACUUACGCCGAACUCAUGCUUCAUCCGUUCUUCACUGAACACGAGGCUCGAGACACCGACGUCGCCGCCUUCGUCAGAGGAAUCCUGGGAAACAGAGUCCAGUCCCGGUCUGAUCCUGGUCCUGAUCCUGGUCCUGAUCCUAGUCCUGAUCCUGGUCCAGGACAAGACCAAACCUAGAGCUGCCUUUGUCCCCGGUCUAGUCCUGGUCUAGUCCUGGUUUAGUUCUGGUUUAGUCCUGGUUUAGUCCUGGUCCACACUUGAGCUGACCCAGGUCUGUUUUUUGGCCGUGUCACAUUUCCUAAACUCGCCUCCUACUGCCUAGUCCCUUUCCUGUGUCCUCGCCUCCUUCUCUUGGUCCUGUUGCAUAAAAACUACAAUUAAAUUUAAACGGAUUAAAUCUCUGAAAUUUAAAACAAAAUUAUAAACCUGAAUAUUUCACAGUAUUUUUAAAACCUAAAACAGUCGUGUUAAAGAGCGACGCUUCCUCAUCACAAACAGGAAGACUCAUCCAUGUUUGAGUCAUCUAGAGAUCUCUCCUGAGCCCUAUUCAAAGCCUCCUUACUAGUCAGCGGCAGUACGAGUCUGUACAAGGCUCCGCCCCCAUGCUCCCACAGCACGAGUCUGUACGAGGCUCCGCCCACAUGCUCCCACAGUACGAAUCUGUACGAGGCUCCGCCCCCCAGGCUCCCACAGUACGAGUCUGUACGAGGCUCCGCCCACAUGCUCCCACAGUACGAGUCUGUACAAGGCUCCGCCCCCCAGGCUCCCACACAACAAUCCUCCAUAAAAACACAAAAACUCUACAAAAAACUGAACACAACAACACGACAAACCUGAUGUUUGUGCAGGAGUUUCAUUAGUGCGACGUUCUGAAGGGGGGGCAACUCAGCACAGAGAGCAAAGGGAGGAGAGAAACUUUAAAAACUUUUUAAUCUGUUGUUUUGGGCGAAAAAAACAUUUUCAGAACAAUAAAAGAAACAUGGAGAUUUAAAUAUGACACGUCCUCCUCGUUUUACCCCCAGAUAAAAACUCUGGUGUUUCUGCUGCUUUGGUUUUGUUUUUGUUUUUGUGCCUCUGUUUCAAACCAAUGAAAUAUUUUUGUGUGAAAUUUGAAGAAAUGUAAAAAUUUCUCAGUUUUUUGUUUUGUUUGUUUUUCUCAAAUGAAAUGAAAUAUUCUUGUGAUAUUUUUGGAGUAAAUGUUUAUUUUGAGUG